Messenger RNA from Girardinichthys multiradiatus, 4586 nucleotides. RefSeq names its product STE20-like kinase b (gene slkb). NCBI's taxonomy places the organism in Eukaryota, Metazoa, Chordata, Actinopteri, Cyprinodontiformes, Goodeidae. Gene Ontology annotation, molecular function: protein serine/threonine kinase activity; protein binding; ATP binding. Gene Ontology annotation, biological process: protein phosphorylation. The transcript is spliced from 18 exons. The coding region runs from base 528 to 3560 and encodes 1010 amino acids. The record is from RefSeq and is a predicted model, not a curated record.
ACGCGCUCGGUCACUAAAUCCGCUACGAGGCAGCAGUCCGUCCCGCUCCGGAAAAAGAUGACCGUUUUAACGGUUGUACCAAACACUAAACCGCGGAUAAAUUGCGUACGUUGGUGUCCUUUAGGAGUGUAACGGAGGACUGUGUCGGACACAACGAGAGGAUUUGGACGGAGCCUGUUUUUUUUUUGUGUGUUUUUGUUGAAGAAAGAGACCCACAGACAGACUAGGUUGUUGUCGGGCCAGUUGGAACAACGUCGAGCUCCCGAAAUAGUAACUUCUUUGACAAAAAAAGAAAAAUAUAUAUCUUAUACACUUUUUAAAUGCUACGAGACGAUUAAGAUUUUCAUCGUUGAUUAUUAUUUUAUGGGUUAAAAACGUUUAUAUGAUGCGUGAAAUAGCCACUGGGUAGACUGGUCAGACUGGUGUCAAAGGCUAAGCUAAGGUUUGGAUGUGGACUGAGUUUAUGUUCCUAUUAGGACAACACUAACCCGCUCCAAACCGCCAGUGCCGUUCAUUUUUACUCCUUAAUGAACUUUCAACCAGGAGACAUUAUGUCAUUUUUUAAUUUCCGUAGAAUAUUUAAACUGGGAGUGGAAAAGAAGAAGAAGCAAUACGAACAUGUGCGCAGGGAUGAAAAUCCAGAGGAGAUCUGGGAAAUAGUGGGAGAACUGGGAGAUGGAGCCUUUGGCAAAGUUUUCAAGGCUCAGAACAAGCAGACGGGCAUCCUCGCUGCUGCCAAAGUAAUUGAUACAAAGACUGAGGAGGAGUUGGAGGACUACAUGGUGGAGAUUGAGAUCCUGGCCUCCUGCGAUCAUCAGAACAUCGUCAAACUGCUGGAUGCUUUUUAUUAUGAGAGCAAACUGUGGAUCCUCAUUGAGUUCUGUGCAGGAGGGGCCGUGGAUGCUGUCAUGCUCGAACUGGAGAGACCCCUGACUGAGCCCCAGAUCAGGGUGGUGUGUAGACAGACUCUGGAAGCGCUCGUCUAUCUCCACGAAAACAAAAUCAUCCACAGAGACCUGAAGGCCGGCAACAUCCUCCUCACACUGAAUGGUGACGUGAAGCUGGCUGAUUUUGGUGUGUCGGCCAAAAACACCAAGACCUUGCAGCGGAGAGAUUCUUUCAUUGGAACUCCCUACUGGAUGGCUCCUGAGGUGGUGAUGUGCGAGACCUCCAAGGACCGUCCAUACGACUACAAGGCUGACAUCUGGUCUCUCGGAGUCACUUUAAUUGAGCUGGCCCAGAUUGAGCCUCCGAACCACGAGAUGAACCCAAUGAGAGUCCUGCUCAAGAUAGCAAAGUCCGACCCUCCUACUCUGAUGCAGCCGUCACGCUGGUCUCCUGAGUUCAGUGAUUUCCUGAAGCGCUGCCUUGACAAGAACCUGGACAGCAGAUGGACUGCACCACAGCUUCUUCAGCAUUCGUUCGUCUCAACUGUGACUGACAGCCGUCCGCUGAGGGAGCUGAUAGCUGAGGCAAAGGCUGAGGUCACCGAGGAGAUUGAAGAGCACAAAGAGGAAGAGGAGGAGGAAGAGACAGAGGCACAUCUGGGCCACAAACGUGCUCCAUCUGAUGUCAGUGUCGCCAGCUCAGAGGAUGAAAAGAUCCCUCUGUCCCCCUUAGAAUCAGUCCCUGAGAAGUUGGAACCAAUCCUACCUGUUCCUUCCCCGGCCAAGCUUCCAGUUUCCAACCAUGUGGUGGAAACCAUCUCAACCGAGGAACCUGCUGCGUCUGCAGCAGAAGAGAAAUCAGAGGAAGCUCCAAACACUGCAGUUAAAGAAGAACCUGCACAGAAACCAUCAGAGGAGAACAUUCCAGAGGCAGUGUCUGAUGCUGCUUUACCAGGUUCUGAGCCUGAACCAGACACACCGUCUAAAGAGCUGCAGCGGUUGCAGUUAGAUGUCGAGGAUGAAAAAGAAGUGGACACAGCUGAAGUUCCUGAGGGCUCUGAAACUUCUGGGCCUCCUCAAGAGGAUAACUUGUGUGUUGCAGAAGAAGCUAACACUCCCGCAGAGGAAGAGGAGGAAGACCAAUACAAGCACCUUAAAGUGACUCUAACUCUGCCAGAGCCAGAGAAAGAAGUCCUAAAAGAGGAAAAUGGAGAGCAGCCUGCAGAAAAAGACAGGUUGAACGUUGAAGAGGAGAAAAAGGUGCCAGAUAAAGCUAAAGACGAAAAAGAGAGAGAUUCUGAUUCAGGAAGGGGUUCGGCUGCAGAUAACAACAGUGUAGACCUGAAUCUGUCUAUUUCAAGCUUUUUGUCCAAAACAAAGGAACCUGGUUCUGUUUCUAUACAGGACUCCAAGCGGCAGAAGAAGACGCUGAAGAAGACUCGUAAAUUUAUCGUCGAUGGGGUGGAAGUUAGCGUAACAACAUCAAAGAUCAUCACCGAUAACGACACCAAGAACGAGGAGAUGAGAUUCCUCAGGCGGCAGGAGCUGAGGGAGCUGCGUCUCCUGCAGAAAGAGGAGCAGAGAGCCCAGCAGCAGCUCAGCAACAAGCUGCAGCAGCAGAAGGAGCAGAUCUUCAGACGCUUUGAGCAGGAGACCACUAGUAAGAAGCGUCAGUACGACCAGGAGGUGGAGAACCUGGAGCGGCAGCAGAAACAGACCAUCGAGAGGCUGGAGCAGGAGCACACCAACCGCCUCCGAGACGAGGCUAAACGCAUCAAAGCCGAGCAGGACAAAGAGCUGUCCAAGCACCAUAACCUGCUGAAGAACCAUAAGAAAGAGGAACAAGAGUUUCUCCAGAAACAACAACAGGAUCUGGACAGCGCACUGAAGAAAAUAAUCCAGCAGCACAAACAUGAGCUCGCCACCAUUGAGAGAGACUGCCUCAACCACAAGCAGCAGCUCCUCAGAGCACGAGAGGCUGCAAUGUGGGAGCUGGAAGAGCGCCACCUGCAGGAGAAACACCAGCUAUUCAAACAGCAGCUCAAAGAUCAGUACUUCAUGCAGAGACACCAGCUGCUGAAGAGACACGAGAAGGAGAUGGAGCAGAUGCAGCGCUACAACCAGCGUCUCAUCGAGGAGCUAAAGAACAAACAAACGCAGGAGAGAGCCCGGUUGCCCAAAAUUCAACGCAGCGAGGCCAAGACACGUAUGGCCAUGUUUAAGAAGAGCCUCCGGAUCACAGGAGCUGCGAUCACCCCCGAACAGGAGAGGGAAAAAAUCAAGCAGUUUGCUGCUCAGGAGGAGAAGAGACAGAAGAACGAACGUCUCCAUCAGCAGCAGAAACAUGAAAACCAAAUGAGAGACCUGCAGCUGCAGUGUGAUGCCAACAUCCGAGAGUUGCAGCAGCUGCAGAACGAAAAAUGUCACCUCCUGAUUGAACAUGAGACCCAGAAGCUGAAGGAGCUGGAUGAGGAGCACAGCGUGGAGCUGAAGGAGUGGAGGGAGAAACUCAGACCCAGGAAGAAGGCGUUGGAGGAGGAGUUCGCCAGGAAGCUGCAGGAACAGGAAGUGUUCUUCAAGAUGAGCGGAGAGUCCGAGUGCCUUAACCCGUCCACUCAGAGCCGCAUCUCCAAGUUCUACCCGAUCCCCACCGUCCACUCUACUGGUUUCUAACCAAAUCGACCAACAAAGGAGAUAAAAUGAACAACGGUGGAGUCUGAGCCACUGCUGCGUGGCCUUCAUCGCCAGAUUCAGUCAGGCUCAAGGAGUUCCACAGAAGUGACGUCACUCCAUCCUGUUUGUAAAGAAUCCAGUGCCUGUAGACCUGGAAAUAUCUCAGCUUUGGAUCCCUGCAGCAUCAUGGAGACGUUUGCUCUAAGGAUUGUUUUUAUGGUCAAACAUGAAUCAGUCGGCAUCAUUUCUAAGUGAUUCUAAAACAGGAUGUAUUUCUGAGUAAAAACCUUACUGAAGGAAUGAGCUACACCAGGUUUUCAUGUCAUUUCAGAUUUUGUGGUUGAGUGUAGGCUCUGAUACUUUAAUCUCCGGUGUUACAUGACUGCAGUUCUUCAUCAGAAUGCCUGGAGGUUUGUUGUAAAGCAUUUCAAAAACGUUUCUAGCUAUUUUGCUCUAGGGAAGCAUUUAAUUAUCAGUUCCAACAGCAAAGUAAGAAAACAGAAUUUCUCUUUAUCUGGAAAAUGAAGGAACAUUUGUAUAUUUUUAUCUUCUGAUGACGUAUUUUGUAGGUCUGUUUCCACUCAUAGCCGUUAGCCUUAAUAACUCAGAUGUAUCGUAAAUCUGUUACUGCGCCUUUAAGGACGUGUUGUGAAGGUUUUUAUCCUGCAUAUGUUUGUGUCUGUAUUCAAACAAACUAAAACACAAAAAUCUUUUUGUUCUUAAUUACUUUUAUUGAUGCAAAAAACUGGACCUGACUGGUUUAGGCCUUUCUGACCUCUCAUUGGUUCAUCUCCUUUUAUUCUUGAUUGGCUGUUCUCAGUAAAUAAAUAUAGAGAAAAGUGCUGGGCACCUUUUUUAGAAAAAAUAUAUUCAGUAACUAUUUAUACCAAAACUGCUCAGCUUCCUAAAUUCAGACUAAACAACAUAUCAAAUCAUUCAUUUGUUUUUUAAAUACAUGUAUAGUUUUUAGAAAUGCUUGUAUGUUGAUUUUCAUUCUGCUGUAAAUAAAAUAUUUCCUCUCAAACA